This is a messenger RNA of Notolabrus celidotus (New Zealand spotty), 4018 nucleotides long. It is a transcript of the gene lrig3, whose product is annotated as leucine-rich repeats and immunoglobulin-like domains 3. Gene Ontology annotation, molecular function: protein binding. The transcript is spliced from 19 exons. The coding region runs from base 290 to 3628 and encodes 1112 amino acids. NCBI's taxonomy places the organism in Eukaryota, Metazoa, Chordata, Actinopteri, Labriformes, Labridae. The record is from RefSeq and is a predicted model, not a curated record.
UCACGCUGCGCUGUGGAGAUCCUACACAGCACAAGUUGCCCCAACAGCAGCAGCAGCAGCGAGGCGCACCGUGAAAAAGUUUCUCCACAGGAAUGGGCAAGUUUGAGAAGAACGUUUUAUCUUUACAUUUCCCCUCUACGAUCAUCAGAGGAACAAAGGAGUGGAUAUAAAGACCUAUUGGACCGAACAGACGCACCAGAGUUUGGAUUUUCUUCGUGAUUUCUCCCACUUUGGAUUGCAUCUGAAGACACAACUGAAAGCGGAGUGUUCUCUUGUGUGGUCAGAGAAAAUGUGCGCCUUUACGCAGCCUCGCAGUUUUGCAAGGUUUGCCGUGGUUUUUCUGCUCGUUUUGAGCCUACAGCGUGGAUGUGGGGCUGACACAAGGACGUGUCCCCCUCCCUGCGUGUGUUCUGGGGAGCUUGUGGACUGCAGUCGGCUGAAAAGGGGCCAAAUUCCAAACAGGAUCCCGGAAUGGACAGUUCAACUGGACCUGAGCCAUAACAAAUUGCAGGUGCUUGACAGCUCACUUUUCUCCAACUUACAACACCUAAGUGAAAUAAAGCUGAACCACAAUGAACUGGAUGCUGUACCUGAUUUGGGCCCUUACGCUUCAAACAUCACAACACUGAUUCUAGCAAACAACAGGAUCACCAGGAUCUCUGAGGAGCAGCUCCGGCCUUUCCUCGCCCUGGAAACACUCGACCUCAGCAACAACAACAUUGUGGACAUAAAGGCCGGCUCGUUCCCCGCUCUGCCGCUCAAGAACCUGUUCCUGAACAACAACCGGAUCUCGUCGCUGGAGACCGGCUGCUUCACCAACCUGUCCAGCAGUCUGCAAGUUCUUAGGCUCAACCGCAACCGCCUCUCCGCCAUCCCGGCCAAGAUCUUCCAGCUGCCCAACCUCCAGCACCUGGAGCUGAGCAGGAACCGAGUCCGCAGAGUGGAGGGCCUGACGUUCCACGGCCUGCACGCUCUCCGCUCCCUAAAGAUGCAGAGAAACGGCCUCAGCCGCCUGAUGGACGGGGCCUUCUGGGGCCUCAGCAACAUGGAAGUCCUGCAGCUGGACUACAACAACCUGACGGAGGUGAGUAAGGGCUGGCUGUACGGCCUGCUGACUCUGCAGCAGCUCCACCUCAGCCACAACGCCAUCAGCAGGAUCCGACCCGAUGCCUGGGAGUUCUGCCAGAAACUCAGUGAGCUCAAUCUCUCCUCGAACCAUCUGUCCAGACUGGAGGAAUCCAGCUUUGUGGGGCUCAGCCUCCUUGACGAGCUCCACAUCGGAAACAACCGCGUGAGCUUCAUCGCAGACGGAGCUUUCCGUGGUCUCUCAAACCUGCACAUGCUGGACCUCCAAAAUAAUGAAAUCUCUUGGACCAUUGAGGACAUGAAUGGGCCUUUCUCGGCUUUGGACAAGCUGAAAAAACUAUUUCUGCAGGGGAACCAGAUCCGCUCAGUGACCAAGAAGUCUUUCUCUGGCUUGGACGCGUUGCAGCACCUAGACCUGAGCAACAACGCCAUCAUGUCCAUCCAAGCUAAUGCAUUCUCUCAGAUGAAGAACCUGCAGGAGCUACAUCUCAACACCUCCAGCCUCCUGUGCGAUUGCCAGCUGAAGUGGCUUCCCGUCUGGGUGGCAGAACAAACCUUCCUGCCCAGCAUCAACGCCAGCUGUGCCCACCCGCAGAUGCUGAAGGGCAGGAGCCUGUUCGCCGUCAGCCAGGAGGAGUUUGUGUGUGAUGACUUCCCAAAGCCUCAGAUCACGGUGCAGCCAGAGACGCAGUCAGCCCUCAGAGGCACCAAUGUCACGUUUGUCUGCUCUGCGGCUAGCUCCAGUGACUCACCAAUGACUUUUGCCUGGAAGAAAGACAACGAGGGCCUGAAUGAUGCAGAGAUCCACAACCAAGCCCACCUGCGGGUGCAAGGAGGUGUGGGAGGCGAGACUGAGGUGACGGAGUACACGACCACCUUGCAGCUACGUAAUGUGGAAUUCUCCACUGAGGGAAAGUACCAGUGUGUCAUCUCAAACCACUUUGGAUCAUCCUAUUCCACCAAGGCCAGGCUAACUGUCAACAUGCUACCCUCCUUCACCAAGAUGCCAAUGGACCUGAGUAUCCGAGCUGGUGCAACAGCCCGACUGGAGUGUGCCGCCGUGGGUCACCCAACACCUCAGAUUGCCUGGCAGAAAGACGGAGGCACAGACUUCCCUGCUGCCCGUGAACGCCGCAUGCAUGUUAUGCCUGAGGACGAUGUAUUUUUCAUUGUGGACGUCAAGACUGAAGACAUCGGUGUUUACAGCUGCACAGCUCAGAACACAGCUGGAGCUAUUUCAGCGAAUGCUACGCUGACUGUUCUCGAAACCCCAUCCUUCUUGCGGCCCCUCAUGGAUCGCACCGUGGCCAAGGGUGAAACCGCCGUCCUCCAGUGCAUAGCCGGUGGCAGCCCUCCUCCAAGGCUGAAUUGGACCAAAGACGACAGCCCGCUUGUAGUGACCGAGCGCCACUUUUUUGCAGCGGCCAACCAGCUCCUCAUCAUCGUCGAUGUCGCCGAAGCUGAUGCAGGGAAGUACACUUGCGAGAUGUCCAAUGCUCUGGGCACAGAGAGGGGGAACGUUCGCCUGGCAGUGAUACCAAAUCCCAACUGCGAUUCCGGAGUGCAGGGCGGUGUGAGUGUUGGUAAUGUUGGUGGGGCAGGAUCGGAUGACGACGGGUGGACCACAGUGGGGAUCGUCAUCAUAGCCGUCGUGUGCUGCGUGGUGGGAACAUCUCUUGUUUGGGUGGUGAUCAUCUACCACACCAGGCGACGCAAUGAGGACUGCAGCGUCACCAAUACAGAUGAGACCAAUCUGCCUGCCGACAUCCCAAGCUACCUGUCCUCCCAAGGCACACUUGCUGACCGACAAGACGGCUACAUCCCAUCAGAGAGCGGCAGUAGUCAUCAGUAUAUGACGUCAUCAAUUAGCGGCUUCUAUCUGCAACCGAAAGACAUGAAUGGUCUUUGUCAGAUGGAUACAGGAAGUGAAACAGACAUCGAGGCAGCAAUCGAUCCACUUCUGUGCCAUUAUCAAGGUCCCAUCGGGUCACUGUUUCGACGAGACAACAUGUACUGCACCGACCCAUCAGAAGUCUUCACAGGCUGUUCCAUCGACCAAAAGCCUGCCACCAUCGACCCCUACUGUGACAGCCUGAGCAGCUCUAAAAGAAGGGAUUACUUCCUGUCUGAGCAUUUUGAUCUCUGCUCAUCCACUGUCCUGAUGCAACUCCCCAACGCCGGUCUCCACCAUGGCCCCUUCCACCAGCAGAGCGACCGCAGACCGUCCACAGAGGAGGCAGAACCCAACGACUAUGGGAGAAAUGUUGAAUGCCCUCCUCCCUAUAACUCCUUCAUGGGAACAUUUGGAAAAACUCCUUGGAGGUCUCAUAAGGAUCCAUACACAGGCUUCGGCCCACCAUCAGUGAAGCAUAAUGGAAUAACUCUCCACGAGAAUCCGUACGCUGCAGCAGAUGCUGAUUCAGACCUGGAGGAGAACGGUCUCAUUAAGGACUCUUUUUCAGAGCAGAGCAACUGUGUUUACGAACAGCCGUUUGACGGCAGCAGAACUGAUCCCAUCCCGCAGAGGAGAACGAGCACUUAGCCGAGUGACUCUAAGUUUUCAGAGAGAAGGACAACCAAAAAUCUGAACAAUUCUACCUCACUGAAUGGACGCUUUUGCAAUAAAGGACUCCUCAAAUGUGCAACAAGUGAAUGUAACUGACAUUUAAUGUUCCGAGAUGAAAUAAAAGGAGCAAAAUAGCAGCUGUUUUUAAGGACACGGCUUCAGUUGAAUAAUAUAGAUGAUUAUAUACAUUUUUAUAUAAAGUUUAUUAUAUUUUGUAAAUUGUAUAUAAACAGAUUCCAUUAUUUUUGCUUACUUUGUGUGUAUAAGUAUGUUGCAGCCUUGUCUAUUCAAUUAUUUCAGCUUUGAAUGAAGCACUGUUUUGCACAUAUGUUAACAAUAAAAAAAAAACACCUUUAUGUGUGCUGC